AUGCACGCCCUCUUCCACUCGUUCACAUUCGCCUACUUCGGCCCCUCCUUCCCCACCGCCGCGGUGUUCGAGGACUUCGUGGCCGUCGACGCCCAGUCGUACCUCCUCUUCAACCCGCUCCUCUCCCCGUUCGCGUUCUCCGCGCACGCCGCCCAGCGCCGCAUCCACGCCCGCCUCGCCGCGUACAUCGCCCAGUGGGACGCCGCGCAGGGCACUGAGGACCUCCCCGGCGUCUCCGCGCACGGGAACGGGAUCGGACGCGCGCUCGUCCGCUCCGACAUGACGCGCAAGGACCAGGCGGGGACGCUGCAGCUGUACAUCUGGGGCGCCGUGUUCGUCAACACCGCCAAGGUCCUCUUCUGGGCGGUGGCGCACCUUCUCGCGGACCCCGCCGCGCUCGCGCGCGUCCGCGCCGAGGUCGACGCCGCGGUCGCGGAGGGCUUCUUCGGCGCGGAGGCGGACGACGCGGGGGACGCGGCGCACCCCGCCGUGCUCGCGACGGAGCGCUUCGCGCUGCUCGACUCCGCGCUCAAGGAGGCCGCGCGCUGCACGUCCUCCCGGCGUCCUGCCGGACGCGAGCGGGACGGGCACUUCACGGUGCGGAAGGGCGACAUGGUGGUGCCGAACACGAUCGCCGUGCACCACGACGCGCAGUGGUUCGCAGACCCGGACGUGUUCCGCGUCGAUCGCUUCGUGGGCGAAGGCGGCGUCGAGGCCAACCGGCACCUGUACAUGUGGGGGAGGGGGGCGCAUAUGUGCGCCGGCCGGCAGAUGGCGAGCUACUUGAUGAAGAUGUUCUUCAUCACGAUCCUUCGCACCUACGACGUCGUCCCAGCAGAUGGCUCCGCGGUCGUCAAGGUGCCAGCGGGAGAGCCGAGAAGUGUUUCGACUAUGACACCCGUGACCGACCUCAAGAUUCGUCUGGUGGGGGGGAAGGAAGAAGGAAGUCUGUAA
Epithele typhae is the source of this 954-nucleotide messenger RNA. RefSeq names its product cytochrome P450. Gene Ontology annotation, molecular function: iron ion binding; oxidoreductase activity, acting on paired donors, with incorporation or reduction of molecular oxygen; steroid hydroxylase activity. Lineage: Eukaryota; Fungi; Basidiomycota; Agaricomycetes; Polyporales; Epitheliaceae. The record is from RefSeq and is a predicted model, not a curated record. The coding region runs from base 1 to 954 and encodes 317 amino acids. The transcript is spliced from 3 exons.